UAAUUUUAUAAAUAAUAUAAUAAUAAUAUGUCUUCUAGUUCUGUUAAUGCCUUUGCAUGAAUGAGCUUUUAUAAUAUAAAAAAAAAAAAAAAAUGUUGUUAUCUAAUUUAAGGUCCUAAAAUUACCGGAUGGGCUAUUACUGUACCGGAUGUUUAGAUCUUGCCAUGACUAAUUUGAGAAUUUGGAAACCGAAUUGUGCUGGAUUUACUCGAUUCAUGCUCCUUUUUCCACUAUUUUCAUUUUUGAAUGCCUGUUUUAUUUUGAAAAUUUCCAAUUAUAUCAGUUCUAUAGCACACAAUGAUGGUCUAAUUUCGUAGUUUUCACCAAUUGUAGUAGGCUUUGGUUUUAACAGGCAAGGUGAUUUUAGUGUUAAAUAAUACAGAGUUAGAAAUUUUUACUAUCGGGUGGGUUUUGUUGUAGAAUGCAGAUAUAAUGGAAAAUUUUCUUUUGAAUUCAUUGUCUGUGAAAUUAUUAUGCUUGUGGCCCCAUUAUCUAUUUACCUUUGAGAAUUUCCACAAAAUUAUUGGUGUCGUACCGUUAUGCUUGCCAUAUAUUGAUUAUCCUUAAUUUAUAGGAUUUCAUCUAAUUUAUAAUGCUACUGGAUAAUUGCGGAAAUCAUUAAAGCUACGCAAAAUUCUCUGGCGGUCAAAUUAUCAUGUUUGGAAUAUAUCAUUUGUUACUGCUAGUAUCUUUGUUUUGACAUUAAGUCAUUAACCAUUACUUUGCCUAUGUUCGAGAUUGAUUAUUUGUAAAUUUUUAGGUGGAAUCAUGGUGGAGACCACAAAAUAAGUGGAUAGUAAUGAGUAGUUGUUUCGAAUGUGUGGUUGAAAUUAAAGUUUGAUCUUGAUUGAUUAAUAUAAGUAACUUUGAAGUAACUAAGCUUAUGUUUCGUUUUUAUAAAAAUCUAUUUUUUAGUGGAUUUUGAUAAAAGUUGAUGGAAUAUGUGAUUGAAAAGUUAUGGGUCCCAUAAAAUGUGUGAUUUAAAUUAAUUAUUGACUUUGACUUAAAUUUUAAUUCUUUUUUUUUUGCUGGGGGGGGGUGCGUAUAUCCCCCUAGAUGGACAGGGCCGACGUCUAUCAUUGUCCAUAUAGUUGAUUAAAUUUGACUCAUAAGAAUUAGUCAGAAGUUUCACGGAACUUUAAUUUUAUUUCCCUAUUGUGAUUGGUUACGUGAUGGAUGAAUGGGUUUGUAGGUUCUCUAGGAAUGUGAUAUGUUUGUAAUGGAAUUCACAGUUGUCAAGUUCUCUUUCGCCAUUGACUAUUCGAGUACUCCCUCUACAUGUUUAAUUAGUUUGAUUCACAAGAAUUAGUCAGAAAACAUUUCUUGGACUCUAAUUUUUUUCCUUUCAUUUAUGAUUGAUAACUUGAUGGAUGAAUGAGCUUAUAAAAUCUCUUGGAACAUGGUUUGUUUGUAGAAAAUUCACAAUUGUUAUGUCCUGUUUUCGUAUCUCUAAAAUUCGCAUAUCUGUAUGAACUAUUAAAUCAUUUUCCCUGGUUCGUUGGCAAAAUAGUUGAAGGGCAUGAAAAGUAAAAGUGAGGAAAAAAUGAUCUCCAAAAAUAGCGUAGAUGAUUCUCCAUACGUCGAGGAAGGUAAUAGUGGAGGAAAUGUGGGUGGGAAUGGUCCACUAAAAAAAGGUCCCUGGACUUCUACAGAAGAUGCCAUUUUAAUUGAUUAUGUUACCAAGCAUGGAGAAGGGAACUGGAAUGCAGUCCAGAAGUGCUCGGGGCUUGCCCGUUGUGGAAAAAGUUGUCGCUUGAGGUGGGCAAACCACCUAAGACCAGAUUUAAAGAAAGGUGCAUUCACUCUAGAGGAGGAACGUCGUAUCAUUGAACUUCAUGUUAAGAUGGGAAACAAAUGGGCUCGAAUGGCUGCCGAGUUGCCUGGCCGCACAGAUAAUGAGAUCAAGAACUACUGGAACACUAGAAUCAAAAGAAGACAGCGCGCUGGCUUACCAAUCUAUCCUCCUGAUAUCUGUACUCAAGCAUUAAAUGAUAACCAACACCACGAGAACAUGGAUAAUUUCUCAUCCGGAGACAUUCAACAGUCUGACUUCUUGUCGAUGAAUGUCUUUGAGAUUCCACAAUUUAAUGGUAUGGAACUCAAUCGGCAGUUGUAUACACCUGCUCUUCUUGAUAUUCCCGCUAGUAGCUUACUUGAUAUUCCUGCUAGCAGCCUGCUUGUAGAAGGUCUCGACUCUUCUUACCCUAGCAAGUCUCUGCUCUGUACAAUGCAUCCAUCUAAGCAUCCUCGAGGACCAGAAUCUAUGUUCUACGGUGUAAAUGCACCUAUUGGUGGUGUACUCCAAGGUAGCAGUCAAUAUCCGAACGAUGGUUCUAUGAGGAUUGUUCAAUCGUUUGGGUUUUCGUCUGCAUAUGAUCAUGAUUCAUCUUCCAACCAUGCAUUAUCCUCAAGCUUAAUUCCUGGCAGCCAUGCCAUUAUGAAUGGCAAUCCUUCUUCUUCAGAGCCUGAUUGGGCAAUGAAGCUGGAGCUCCCUUCACUCCAAACUCAAAUGGGUAGUUGGGGGUCACCAUAUUCCCCACUGCCUUCUCUCGAGUCUGUUGAUACUUUAAUCCAAUCCCCUCCAACCGAGCUUACUCAAUCAUGUAGUCUUUCACCCCGAAACAGUGGACUUUUGGAUGCUGUGCUGUAUGAAUCCCAAAUGAAGAAAAACUCGAAGAAUUCUUGCCAGCUAACUUCACCUGCUUCCACUAUGCCUGUUGAUGUACUGGAUACUUCAUCUCAUGAACUCCAUGAGAUGGAAUGGGAAGUGUAUGGAGACCCAAUCUCUCCUUUUGGUCAUUCAUCAUCAUCGGUGUUCAGUGAGUACACCCAUAUGAGUGGGAAUUCAGUGGACGAACCACCAUCAGCAGAGACCAUGCCAGAUUGUACUUACGUGAUUCCUGCAUUAUUUGAAGGAUUUAAAGUUAAAGAAGCAGAAGCUGGCACAGAGAAACAGAUUAUCUUCUCCCGGCCAGAUUUCUUGCUUGCCUCAAGCUGUUCAGGUCUUUACAAAGACCCGACCAAGGACUAUUCUUUGCUGAAAGACGCAUUCGGACCAUUUCUUGGCGAUGAUUUGGGCAAAGAUUGCAAGCAAAUCGACACUUCAGCUAGUUCAUCAGGUCAAGGGCGCGAGCAUGAUUCUCAUGCAUGCAAUGCAGUGUCUACUGCCUAGCCAAUGUCAUGAAACCAAUGAAAUCUUGAAUUUCGUUGUCUUGAACGACUUUUGUAAUUUCCAUGUUUACUUAUGCUGUGAACAAAGUUGUCACAGUUCUGAAAAGAACUGUAGGGAACAUCAUAAUUGGUUUCGUAAACUAGGAAGAGUUCUAUGACGUUUUGUUGUGUUGGUUUUAACGUUGUAAACUACAUGCUGUAAUUUGUGUGUGUCUCACCAGAGGUACAUGCAGGUUUUGUUCAUGUGUUUGAUUACCGAACCAUAUUUGAUGGUAAACCUUGUUGCUGGUA
Molecule: messenger RNA, 3462 nt
Organism: Olea europaea var. sylvestris
Lineage: Eukaryota; Viridiplantae; Streptophyta; Magnoliopsida; Lamiales; Oleaceae
Product: transcription factor GAMYB-like
Exons: 3
Coding region: 1520-3172 (550 amino acids)
Source: RefSeq, a predicted model, not a curated record